Dracunculus medinensis (Guinea worm) is the source of this 858-nucleotide messenger RNA. NCBI's taxonomy places the organism in Eukaryota, Metazoa, Nematoda, Chromadorea, Rhabditida, Dracunculidae. The record is from the annotation of a GenBank genome assembly.
AUGGAAAAAUUCGCAUCGGAUUGUUUAGCCGCUCAAACCUUAGCGAAUAGCGUAUAUUUCAUUUUGUUGAUAACUGUCGUAGCGAUCAUAUCAAUGAUUGGAAUAAUUGUACAAAUUAUCGUUAUGAAAAAAUAUGUUAUAUGUAUGGCAAUUCAUGAAAAUACUCGAAUACUUCUCAUUGCUCAUCAGAUUUAUCUAAUUUUACAUUGCGUAGCAAGAAUUGUUGCCCAUACCGCCGAUCUCAUUGUUUUCCAUUGGAAUUAUCACGAUCCGUGUAUGUAUUUAUCAACGCCACUAAGAUGUUUCAUUAUUCGAACACCAGUUACGUUUACAUUUUGUAUAUUACCAUGUUCGAUGCUACUAAUAGUCGCCGAAAGAGCUAUUGGAACUUAUUGGUCAGCAAAAUAUGAACGAAUGGGUCGGUCUUUGGCAUUCAUUCUGAUUUUAUGCGAAGUAUGUUUUAUUAAACUUAUCAAAUUUUUCAUAUUAUAUAAUAAAUUGCAGCAAGUACGUCAAAAUCUAAUGGAAACUGAUUUAUCACAUCGUUAUCAGUUGAAGGAAAAUAUUACUUCGAUUACUACUAUUGCACCAUUGAUUCUGUGUCAUUCGAUUUUCUAUUCCAUCUUUACAUUAGCUUUUAUCAUAUAUUUUCUAACAAAACCAAAAUUUUCACAGGAUAAUUUUGCUAUUUUUCUUGAAAGUAAGUUUAUACUAUUUUUUUUCGGAAAAAUUGAAAUAAUGGUUGUAGAUAUUAUAUUUUGUGGGAAUUUUGAAGAACAAUUUUUUCCAUUCAAACUAUUUAUCUUAGAAGAAACCAUAAAUUUAAAUGAUAAAGUGAUAAGUGAUAAAUUCAAAUAA